AUGUUUUUGUUUAAAGCAGUCGUUCUUUGUUCACUAUUGCAAGUCACUUUAAGUAUCGAUCAACGUUUCCCUCCUAACUUUAAAUUCGGAGCAGCGACUUCAGCUUACCAGGUAGAGGGAGGAUGGGAUGCCGAUGGAAAAGGUUUAAAUAUUUGGGAUAGAUUUGUGCACACCCAUCCAGAAAAAAUCAAAGGUGGAGCAACUGGAGACAUAGCAGCAGAUUCCUAUCAUCGAUAUCGAGAUGACGUAAAUGCUGCUGCCGAACUUGGCUUACAUUUUUACAGAUUUUCAAUAAAUUGGGCGCGUAUUCUUCCAAAUGGCUUCACUAAUGAAUUCAAUGAGGCUGGAGCUAAAUACUACAGUGACUUAAUAGAUGCUUUACUUGCCAAGGGCGUUGAACCUGUCAUCACGCUCUACCAUUGGGAAUUACCUGUUAAGAUACAGGAUAUGGGUGGUUGGACAAAUCCGCACAUCGUUGAUUGGUUCGGAGAUUACGCUAGGGUUAUUUACUCACUAUACGCUGAUAGAGUAAAGACCUGGCUAACAAUUAACGAAGCUAUAUCAGUCUGUGACUACAUGUAUAAUAUAGGUAUACUUGCUCCGGGGAUAAAAGAAUCAGUAUAUGCCCCAUUUUUGUGUAACAAGUACAUAUUACUAGCACAUGCUAAAGCAUAUAGAAUAUUUGACCGGGAGUUUAGGCCUAAGUAUCAAGGUCGAGUAUCUCUUGCAAAUAAUAUUUUAUGGAUUGAGCCCGCUAUAAAAAAUGAUACAGCAUUAGCGGAAUUAGGGAGGCAGCAUUCGGCUGGUCGAUAUUGUCAUCCAAUUAUGAGCAAAAAAGGAGGGUGGCCGCCAACUAUUGAAAAGCUUAUGUUGGAAUACAGUUUGAAAGAAGGCUUCAGUCAAUCCAGACUACCAGCUUUUACAAAAGAAGAAAUUAAUUUUAUGAAAGGUACAGCGGAUUUCCUCGGGUUAAACCAUUACACAACAAAUUUGAUAAGACCUGCAAAACCUGGAGAAAAUAUGGGCAUCUGGUUCAUAAAUGGGUCUCCUGAACUUAAUGCUAUUUUGGAGAAACCACCAAAUUCAAAUUUAGGAGCUUUGAAUAUUCUACCUGUUUAUCCAGAAGGCUUACGACGACAGUUGAAAUGGUUGCAUGAAGAAUAUAAUGGCAUCGACAUUUUGAUCACGGAGAAUGGCUUUUCCACAAUUGGACGUAAACUGAACGACUAUGAUAGAGCUGAAUUCAUUAAAGAAAAUUUAGAACAAGUACUAUUGUCCAUCAAAAAAGAUAACGUAAGUGUUAUUGGUUACACUGUUUGGUCACUUAUCGACAACUUCGAGUGGACAGAUGGUUAUUCGAUAAAAUUCGGCCUUUAUGAAGUAGAUUUCGAAGAUCCGAAUCGGUCAAGGCAAGCUCGAAUAUCUGCUGAUUUCUACCGUUGUGUUAUUAAUAACCAUUCUCUUACUGGUGCUGAAGCUUGUCUAAAACAGAAGAAGAAUGAAAGGAGAUAUAAACGAAUCCGUAUAUCAAUUAAUGGCAGCGAUAGGUUACCACAAAAUGUAUUACUUAUAGUUUUCGUUUUACUGAAAUUUCUU
Brenthis ino (lesser marbled fritillary) is the source of this 1596-nucleotide messenger RNA. The record is from the annotation of a GenBank genome assembly. Lineage: Eukaryota; Metazoa; Arthropoda; Insecta; Lepidoptera; Nymphalidae.